GGGGGAAGCACCGAUCCGUUCCCUCGGGGCGACACCGCCGGUCGGACCCCCCACCCCCGGCGCCACCUCCCGGCGGCGGCCCGGUGCCCCGCGCGGGCCCGGUGCUCGCUCUGCGCAGCCGCGGCGGGGCGGGCGCCCGGCAGGACCGCCCGCUGUCCCAUCAGCCCCUGCGCGCGGCGCCGCCUCUCUCUCUCGGCCGGGCCUGUGGCGGACGGCGCCGUCGCGCAACCGGCACCAUGCCUGCCCUCCGACCUCUCGUGAAACCUAAAAUCGUCAAGAAGAGGACCAAGAAGUUCAUCCGCCAUCAGUCGGAUCGCUAUGUCAAGAUCAAGCGCAACUGGCGUAAACCGAGAGGUAUUGAUAACAGAGUUCGCAGGCGGUUCAAGGGUCAGAUCCUGAUGCCCAACAUUGGCUACGGGAGCAAUAAGAAGACAAAGCACAUGCUGCCCACGGGGUUCAGAAAGUUCCUGGUCCACAACGUCAAAGAGCUGGAAGUGCUCAUGAUGAGCAACAGGUCGUACUGCGCAGAGAUUGCUCACAACGUCUCCUCUAAGAACCGGAAGAUAAUCGUGGAGAGAGCGGCUCAGCUCGCCAUCAAGAUCACCAAUCCCAACGCCAGGCUGCGCAGCGAGGAGAACGAAUAAACUGCCUUCUGCACCUGAGCUGUAUUUAAUAAAGUGUAAGACCAAA
Molecule: messenger RNA, 690 nt
Organism: Phalacrocorax carbo (great cormorant)
Lineage: Eukaryota; Metazoa; Chordata; Aves; Suliformes; Phalacrocoracidae
Source: RefSeq, a predicted model, not a curated record